CUCUCUGUAAUACCCCAAAAUUUCCUAGAGCGUUAAGUUGAGUUAGGGACUUAAUGAUGAAGAAACAUUAUUAAUGGACCUAAUUGUCAAUUUUUCAAACUUCAAAGGGGUUAAACUCUUAUUGGAUAAGGCCGGCUGACUCAUUUCUUUUUUUUCUUUUUCUUUUCUUUCCUUCUUUCUCCCAGCCAUUUCGCGUUUGCUCUGUUUUUCUCCCUGCUUCAGCCGAAGUGAACCCAGCCAUUUUCCAGCGUCCCCAUCUGCAAAAUUGGUAAGAGAACUUGAUGAUUUUGUUCUCCUCUUGCCCAAGAACAAGUUUAGGACUUAGAAAUCUUUUCCCUUGCAGAAAUUUUCCCAGAUCUGCUGCUUUCUUCCUUCCCUGCCGCCGGCCACAGCUGGGUGUGAGUUCGGUUUUCCUGUGGCCCUGUGGAAGUCCUCCAAUUUUUCCCGCCGGCUCUUCCCUUUACCGCCAGCUCCAGCUUUGCUUGUUGAGCAUUUCUGGUCCUUGUUUGCCCUGUGGUCUUAGCACUUGGAUUAGGCCUUCUGUUCUGCGUGACUAAGGUAAGUAAAUCGUGGUAAUGCCCUUAAAUUUUUGAAGCAUAUUUUAACUGUUUUCUGAGAUGGUGGCGAGGUUUAAAUGGAUUUAUUCGCAUUUGAGCAUGAUUGAAAAGGGAAAUUAAACUUUUAUCAUUUUCCUUAUUUUCUAAAAUUAAGCAUGCCCACAUGAGAUCCUUUUGAUUUAUUCUUGAAAGUGAGAACGAUUGUGAAUUUCGGUUUUGUUUGUAAAGUUUGCUUGGUUUUGUCUCCAAUAUGGUCGUGAUAAUCGUGUGCC
Molecule: messenger RNA, 829 nt
Organism: Rubroshorea leprosula
Lineage: Eukaryota; Viridiplantae; Streptophyta; Magnoliopsida; Malvales; Dipterocarpaceae
Source: the annotation of a GenBank genome assembly